Nymphalis io (European peacock) is the source of this 1344-nucleotide messenger RNA. RefSeq names its product zinc finger protein 782-like. Gene Ontology annotation, molecular function: DNA-binding transcription factor activity, RNA polymerase II-specific; RNA polymerase II cis-regulatory region sequence-specific DNA binding. NCBI's taxonomy places the organism in Eukaryota, Metazoa, Arthropoda, Insecta, Lepidoptera, Nymphalidae. The record is from RefSeq and is a predicted model, not a curated record. The transcript has 10 exons. Gene Ontology annotation, cellular component: nucleus. Gene Ontology annotation, biological process: regulation of transcription by RNA polymerase II; epidermal cell differentiation.
AUGGUGCUACUUAAAAAUGUUGAACUAGUCUUUUCUCCGUUUUUCGCAACACUAACUUUAAUAGUUUUAUCCGAAUUUGAUAUCCUCACGUUGUCAUUGGUACUCUAUUAUGUAUAUAAGGGUGAAGUUAUGUUCUAAAAAAGCCAAAUGAAAAUGUUUCUAGAAAUGAUAAACAAUGCAAUUUUUAUAUUUCUAGAUGGAAAAAAUAACGGUGUUGCUUCAGGCGUGCCAGCAAUAUCUAAUGAACAUUAUCAAAAACAGACAUCUCUGCUCUCGACGAAUGCCAAUGCAGAGAUUCUAAGAUCCAAGACAUCUAAGGAUUCGGCCCAACCUAAACUACACACGAACAAUACAGAUACUUCUAUAAUGCAGAAAUAUAAUGAUUUUAAGAUGAAAAUAUUUUAUCAAAUAUGCAAUAACUUACCAUUUUUUAAAACAUUAAACGAACAAGAAUUAAAGAGCAAGACGAAAAAUACCGUAACUAAAGUAACAAUUCUUAACCAAGUACUGCAGAGUCCGUGGAGGCCAAUAUUACCAUAUAAUUUUAGACCUUUACGUAGAAGAGAUCAUGACGUGGAACAGCCAAAGCUGGAUAAAAUACAUCAAUUAAAUGAUUGUUAUGAUAACAUUCUUGAGACUGCUACUGCAACAAAUUUAAGUGAAAAGAUUUUCUCGAACAACGAUGCAAUUGGUACACAAAUGAGACAGCAUUCUUCUUACUACACGUGUGUGGAAUGUGAAAAGUCAUUUUCACAAUUACGAAACUUUAAAUAUCACAUGUCAGUUCAUCGCGGCACAAAGGAGUUCGCGACAACAUGUCCCGUCUGUGGGAAAUACUUUAAUGACAGAGGAUAUCUCAGUAGUCAUAUGAAAAUUCAUUGGAAUCGUAAGGAAUACAAAUGCACUUUAUGCCCGAAAUCAUUCAAUCAACGAGUUGCUUAUAACAUGCACGUACGUACACAUACCGGUAUUAAGCCGCACGUGUGUGAUAACUGUGGAAAGGCAUUUUCUCGGAAAAUGUUAUUGAAGCAACAUCAGCGAACGCACAGCGGAGAGCGUCCUUACGCUUGCUCGUAUUGUGACAAGAGAUUCGCAGAUAGGUCCAAUAUGACCUUACAUUUGAGGCUGCAUACAGGAGUUAAACCAUUUAUUUGUAAUCUUUGCUCUAAGACAUUUACAAAGAAACAUCACCUUAAGUCUCAUCUGAAUUUUCACACUGGAGAUAAGCCUUACUCUUGCCCACGUUGCAAGCUCGCUUUUACCCAGUCUUCGAACAUGAGGACACAUUACAAGAAGUGUAACGCACAACCAACAAACGAAGAUGUAUCAUAUUCAUUGCCAUAA